AGUAAAUUACAAACGAGCUCAACAUGGAAUUUAAAAAGAUUUAGAAUUUGUCCAGCAUGGCCGCUUAGUAUAUUGGUACUGCAUAUGACAGCUUAUUCGAGACAAAACUAAGACAAUAAUACAUUCUCAAUUAUAUGUUCAUUUGAUUCCCAUCUGCAACAAAUUCCACAUCUCUCGUUUCUAUACAGAACUAACUAAAUGGAUAAGGCAUUUCCAACGGAGGUUUCUAGCGAAUCAGAGGUUGUUCAUGACCUUCCACCAUGGCUUCGAGUGUACAAAGACGGAAAGAUUGAGAGGCUUUCAGGAUGUGGAGUAUGUGCUCCAGGACUCGAUUCUCAAACUGACGUUUUGUCCAAAGAUGUUGUAAUUGUCCAGGAAACAGGCGUCUCUGCGAGGUUACACAGGCCUAAUGUCAUUCCCAAAGGUCAAAAACUGCCUUUAGUUCUCUAUUUUCAUGGCGGGGCUUAUUUGAUUUCAUCGCCUUGGGAUCCAACCUACCACAAUUGUGUAAAUAAGCUAGUUGCUGAAGCAAAAGUUGUGCUUGUGUCAGUGGAUUACAGAAAAGCUCCUGAACAUCCACUUCCUGUGGCGUUUGAUGACUCGUGGGACGUUCUCAAAUGGGCUGCUUUGCACACUUCCUCUGGUGCUGGAUCAGAGCCCUGGCUUCUUGACAAUGUUGACUUCAACAGAGUUUUCUUGGCUGGAGACAGUGCUGGAGCAAGUAUUGCGUACCAGCUGGUGAUUCGGAACAAGACUGAGAAGCUGAUGAUGAAGCUUGCUGGGAUAAUUCUGAUCAACCCCUACUUCUGGGGCAAUGAGCCCAUUGGAGCAGAAGUGACUAACCCUUUUCUGAAGGCUCUGGUGGACAAGUGGUGGGCAUUUGUUUGCCCCUCGGAUAAAGGCAAUGAUGAUCCCUUGGUGAACCCUCUGGCAGCUGGAGCACCGCCCUUGGAACAGUUGGAAUGUGCUAAGAUUCUUGUUUCUGUUUCGGAGAAGGAUAUCUUGAGGGACAGAGGGGUGCUGUUCUACGAGUCAUUAAAGAAGAGCGAGUGGAAAGGGAAGGCGGAGCUGAUUGAUGUAAAAGGGGAGGAUCAUGUCUUUCACAUAUUCAAUCCUGAUUGCGAAAAUGCUAUAUACCUGUUCAAGGGCUUGGCUGCUUUCAUAAAUGCUUAAAUAUGAUGUUCUUUUCUUUUCUUGUUGUUUGUUAAAUCAAUGUUAGCUUUGGAACUUGAUUUCAAAUGGCCCUGUGGAUCUGCUAUGAAUAAAUGAUUAGGCCGAGAGGCCGGACCAAGUCCAAUGUCAGACA
Messenger RNA from Daucus carota subsp. sativus, 1306 nucleotides. RefSeq names its product probable carboxylesterase 2. Gene Ontology annotation, molecular function: hydrolase activity. The coding region runs from base 199 to 1173 and encodes 324 amino acids. The record is from RefSeq and is a predicted model, not a curated record. Lineage: Eukaryota; Viridiplantae; Streptophyta; Magnoliopsida; Apiales; Apiaceae. The transcript has a single exon.